This is a messenger RNA of Zychaea mexicana, 372 nucleotides long. RefSeq names its product ribosomal L29 protein-domain-containing protein. The transcript has 3 exons. Gene Ontology annotation, biological process: maturation of LSU-rRNA from tricistronic rRNA transcript (SSU-rRNA, 5.8S rRNA, LSU-rRNA); translation. The record is from RefSeq and is a predicted model, not a curated record. NCBI's taxonomy places the organism in Eukaryota, Fungi, Mucoromycota, Mucoromycetes, Mucorales, Lichtheimiaceae. Gene Ontology annotation, cellular component: ribosome; cytosolic large ribosomal subunit. Bases 1 to 372 code for a protein of 123 amino acids. Gene Ontology annotation, molecular function: mRNA binding; structural constituent of ribosome.
AUGGUUGCCGUCAAAGCAUACGAACUUCGCAACAAGAACAAGGCCGAGCUUCUCAAGAUCCUUGAUGAGCAGAAGCAGGAACUUGCCUCGCUUCGCGUCCAAAAGGUUGCCGGUGGCUCUGCUUCCAAGCUCCACCAAAUUGGUUUGGCCCGCAAGAACAUUGCCCGCACUUUGACCGUCAUCAACCAGACCCAGCGCGAGCAGCUUCGUCUCUUCUACCAAAAGAAGAAGUACAUCCCUAUUGACCUCCGUGUCAAGAAGACCCGUGCCAUGCGCCGCGCUUUGACCCCCUUCGAGCGCAAGUUGAAGACCGAGAAGCAGCAGAAGAAGGAGAACCACUUCCCUCUUCGCAAGUAUGCUGUCAAGGCUUGA